AUGGAAGCUCUCCUAGCGCACUCCUUUGACUACCUCUCCUCCUACGACCAGGGCAAGAUCCGAAAGGGACUUCGACAGGUCGAGGGCCUACUGGCACAGAUAUGCCUGUCGCGGUCGAAACUGACAGCUGCAGAGAAGAGGCGGUCUAUGAUACCACUCGGCUCAGCCCCGUCUCCGCCAAAGUCGACCAGCGAACUGAGUGACGAUCCAGCGUUCAGGGAGUUCUACAAGCUCCAGGACGGCUUUCAGUGGAAUGUCGCCCUACGAUUGAUAUCAUGUCUCGAACACCUACUUGGCCGCGGGAGCAACGGUACAAACGAUCUGCUCAUCGUCUCGGCGCUUGACCUCAUCCAAGGCAUAUUGCUCCUCCACCCGCCUUCUCGCGCCCUCUUUGCUCGCGAGAUAUAUAUGAACAUCCUGCUUGAUCUCCUGGAGCCGGCGAAUUGUCCUGCGAUCCAGUCUGCGACGCUCUUGACACUAGUCACGGCCCUACUCGACACCCCCACCAACACGCGUACGUUCGAGGAACUGGACGGCCUGCUAACGAUAACAUCCCUAUUCAAGCUACGGUCCACAUCUCGAGAAGUGAAGCUCAAGCUAGUUGAGUUCCUCUACUUCUAUCUCAUGCCUGAAACUCCGCAGCUACCGGUCGUGAAUGCCAGUGCACCUAGCACUGCUACCGGUCUGCAACGCACCCCGAGCAAGCUCGGGGCUCCAUCAUCGCGAAGUGUCGACGUUUCUGGACGUAGACGGUCUACGACCAGCACGGAUACAAAAACAACCGAAGAGAAACAGGGUCUCCUGGGGAGGUAUCUAAGUAACGUCGAGGACCUGGUCGAGGAUCUAAAGGAAACUGCACCGUUUGGAAGCGCCGUAUUUUAA
This is a messenger RNA of Microsporum canis CBS 113480, 882 nucleotides long. RefSeq names its product cell division control protein 14. The record is from RefSeq and is a predicted model, not a curated record. Bases 1 to 882 code for a protein of 293 amino acids. Lineage: Eukaryota; Fungi; Ascomycota; Eurotiomycetes; Onygenales; Arthrodermataceae. The transcript is spliced from 2 exons.